CCUAUACUACCAGUGGGGGCUAUAGGUUUGUGUCAGUCCCUACCUAUACUACCAGUGGGGGCUAUAGGUUUGUGUCAGUCCCUACCUAUACUACCAGUGGGGGCUAUAGGUUUGUGUCAGUCCUUACCUAUACUACCAGUGGGGGCAAUAGGUUUGUGUCAGUCCCUACCUAUACUACCAGUGGGGGCUAUAGGUUUGUGUCAGUUCCCACCUAUACUACCAGUGGGGGCUAUAGGUUUGUGUCAGUCCCCACCUAUACUACCAGUGGGGGCUCUAUGUUUAUGUCAGUCCUUACCUAUACUACCAGUGGGGGUUAUAGGUUUGUGUCAGUUCCCACCUAUACUACCAGUGGGGGCUAUAGGUUUGUAUCAGUCCCCACCUAUACUACCAGUGGGGGCUAUAGGUUUGUGUCAGUCCCUACCUAUACUACCAGUGGGGGCUAUAGGUUUGUGUCAGUCCCCACCUAUACUACCAGUGGGGGCUAUAGGUUUGUGUCAGUCCCUACCUAUACCACCAGUGGGGGCUAUAGGUUUGUGUCAGUUCCCACCUAUACUACCAGUGGGGGCUAUAGGUUUGUGUCAGUCCCCACCUAUACUACCAGUGGGGGCUAUAGGUUUGUGUCAGUUCCCACCUAUACUACCAGUGGGGGCUAUAGGUUUGUGUCAGUCCCACCUAUACUACCAGUGGGGGCUAUAGGUUUAUGUCAGUCCCCACCUAUACUACCAGUGGGGGCUAUAGGUUUGUGUCAGUCCCCACCUAUACUACCAGUGGGGGCUAUAGGUUUGUGUCAGUCCCCACCUAUACUACCAGUGGGGGCUAUAGGUUUGUGUCAGUCCCCACCUAUACUACCAGUGGGGGCUAUAGGUUUGUGUCAGUCCCCACCUAUACUACCAGUGGGGGCUAUAGGUUUGUGUCAGUCCCCACCUAUACUACCAGUGGGUGCUCUAGGUUUGUGUCAGUCCCCACCUAUACUACCAGUUGGGGCUAUAGGUUUGUGUCAGUCCCCACCUAUACUACCAGUUGGGGCUAUAGGUUUAUGUCAGACCUUACCUAUACUACCAGUUGGGGCUAUAGGUUUAUGUCAGUCCUUACCUAUACUACCAGUGGGGGCUAUAUGUUUAUGUCAGUUCCCACCUAUACUACCAGUGGGGGCUAUAGGUUUGUGUCAGUCCCCAACAGUACUACCAGUGGGGACUAUAGGUUUGUGUCAGUCCUUACCAGUACUGCCUGAGGGAACUCAGGUUUGUGCCAAUCCCUUAAACUUAAAGUUUAUCUGUCCCCAGCUGGUACAACUGAAGUGGUCACAUAAUGCUCGGUCAGUAUCACCGAAUUUAUAUACUUGGUUUCAUUGAUGUUGAUGCUAUACUGAAUUUGAAUUAGGUUCAAUUUGAUCAAAGUUUUUAUAUAUUGAGAGACUUAUACAGGUACAUUGUAUAUGGUUUGAUCUUUUUAGCUCACUUGGCUCUUCAGGCCAAACAAGGUUAUGGCAUACCACAGCAUCCGGCAUCCAUUCUUCUGUCCGUCCGUCAACUUUUUUAUACAAAUCACUACAAGUCAAAAAUGACUUACAUGAUUUUGUCUUAGUCUGAAGCAUCCCUAGGGAAAGUGAAACAAAUGGUGGUCAUGCACCCAGGGGCUUGAAGGGCGGGCCCAAAAUGGGAAAUUUUAAAAUCCCUCUCCUGUUGGAAUGAUUGGAUUUUGCCCAAAUUUGGUCUGAAGCAUUCUUUGGUGAAGGGGUACUAAGUUCUGUAUAAACGGUGCAUCCCUGCCCCAUAAGGCUCAACUCGGGAAAUGUAAGUUUUUCAAAGUCCUUCUUCCAAACAAGGAUAUUUUUUGUAAUUUUUAAAUGGCUUAAUAGCUAAAUUAGCUAGGUGAGUCAUGCAUGGUGUUUGGUCCUCUUGUUUCCAUAUUCAAAUAAGGAGUUUAUGGUUUGGUUUGAACUUGGAAGUUUCUUUUAUUUUUAAUUCUGAUAGGAAAAAAACGGUAUAAAUAUGUUUUAUCAUGAGUUUCUAUACUUGUAAACUAAAUCUGUAUUUUUUUAAUAAAUGUAAUAAAAUACAUGUAUGAUCAUU
Molecule: messenger RNA, 2072 nt
Organism: Ylistrum balloti
Lineage: Eukaryota; Metazoa; Mollusca; Bivalvia; Pectinida; Pectinidae
Product: MAGE-like protein 2
Exons: 2
Coding region: 276-1352 (358 amino acids)
Source: RefSeq, a predicted model, not a curated record